AUGAUGAACGGAGGGGGAAAGGGGAUGGAGGGGACGGAUAAAGAGUCGCUGAUGAUGGAGCUGACACGUCUGGUUCAGAAGACAGUGAAGGAGAGUAGCUGGUGGGAGCGGAGAGGCAUCGACAUCACUAUCCUGGCCCUCGCCUUUCUCCUGCUACCCCCAGCAUUCCUGCUGCUUGGUUCAUCCCAGGCCCUGGUGUUUGUCCUGGGCAUGGUGCUGAUGGGCGUGUCCCAUGCUGUCAUCACCAUCAAGGGGACCCAUCUGGCAAGUCACGGAUCGCUGAGCGAGUCCCCUACCUGGGCCGAUGUCUGGGCUGUGUUUUUCAUAGAGGUGUGUGGGUCGUUCACAGCGAGGGCAGGUGUAACAGGCCACAUUAAGAUGCACCAUGCCCACACCAACGUGAUCGGCCUGGGUGACUCCAGCACCUGGAAGAUACCCUACCUGCCCCGGGGUGUAUACCUGUUCAUUGCCCCCCUGGCUGUACCUGUUAUCACUCCUCUGGUGGCACUAGGUCAGCUGAAAGAACACUCAAUGGGCCAGGCCCUGAGGACAGUCCUGAUGGUGUUCCUGGGGUUGUAUGCUCAGUACUGGCUGUUGAUCCAUGUCUCUGGGUUCCAGUGUCUUUACAGCACCCUCCUCUGUAUGCUGCUCUGCAGGGCUAUGUUCUCCCUGCCCUACAUACACGUUAACAUCUUCCAACACAUCGGCCUGCCUAUGUUCUCCCCGACCUGUCGGCCCAAGAGGAUUUACCAGAUGACCCACGGGGUUCUGAACCUUCCUCGGAACCCCCUGCUGGACUGGAUCUUCGGACACUCCCUCAUCAACUGUCACGUGGAACACCACCUGUUCCCCUUCCUCUCCGACAACAUGUGUCUCAAGGUAAAGCCCAUCGUGUCCCAGUAUCUGAAGGAGAAGGAGCUCCCAUACCAGGAGGAUAGCUACCUCUCCCGUCUGCAGCUCUUCUUUCACAAGUACCAGGAGCUCAUGGUUUUCGUCCCACCCAUCACAGAGCUGGUGGGGGUGCAGUAA
Salvelinus namaycush (lake trout) is the source of this 1029-nucleotide messenger RNA. RefSeq names its product fatty acid desaturase 6 (gene fads6). The record is from RefSeq and is a predicted model, not a curated record. Gene Ontology annotation, biological process: lipid metabolic process. Gene Ontology annotation, cellular component: membrane. Lineage: Eukaryota; Metazoa; Chordata; Actinopteri; Salmoniformes; Salmonidae. The coding region runs from base 1 to 1029 and encodes 342 amino acids. Gene Ontology annotation, molecular function: oxidoreductase activity, acting on paired donors, with oxidation of a pair of donors resulting in the reduction of molecular oxygen to two molecules of water. The transcript is spliced from 6 exons.